Messenger RNA from Penicillium verrucosum, 1476 nucleotides. Its product is annotated as fungal specific transcription factor domain-containing protein. Gene Ontology annotation, biological process: DNA-templated transcription. The transcript is spliced from 6 exons. NCBI's taxonomy places the organism in Eukaryota, Fungi, Ascomycota, Eurotiomycetes, Eurotiales, Aspergillaceae. Bases 1 to 1476 code for a protein of 491 amino acids. Gene Ontology annotation, molecular function: DNA binding; zinc ion binding. The record is from RefSeq and is a predicted model, not a curated record.
AUGGACAAGAAUGACCGAGAUACCCUAAGAGGCAUUUUGCACAGCUUAGGAAUUGCCUGCGAGAAUGUGUUAAGUGACGAAAAUACAUCCCAUAGCGCAGGAGCCAGCUUUCCCGGGAGCCAGAGACCUGUUGAUACGACCCACUUCGUGGCCCAUGACCAGACAAACAUCACUAGUUCUCAACCACCGGCUCCAGGAUGCGAUAAUUAUCAUCCUGAGGAUGAUUUACCUCCACUUCAUGAGCAAUCUGCUGGUCAGAUAUCAGCAGAAAAUGUCCCAGAAGAUGCAGUGCUGCUAGAUUAUGAUGAUAAUAUAGCCCAUAUUCAGAAUGGCGCAGGGCCGAUUUCCCCCAAUGAUGACGUGAUACCCAGUGAAAACCCGGAAACCGACAGCGAGGACGAAGUCACCAAUCAAUUUGCAUGUCGCUUGGGGCGUGUGCAGUUGACGCACGACGGUCACCUACGGUAUUUUGGGUCGACAUCUAACCUAAACUUGCUUGACGUUUCAGUCGACACUAGACAUCUUACAUCUUCUCUUUUUCAGAAAGAUGCACAAGAGAUAAUCGAGGAUUUGGAUCUCAACAUAGAAGUGGAGGAGGCUUUUGAGAAGCAUCUACUCCAGCUUUACUUUGCCUGGCAAGACCCAUGUCUGCAUGUUGUUAACAGUGAAGCGUUUUGGAAGGCCAAGUUUCAGAAUCGAUAUGAAGGCUCAACUUCAGCUUAUUAUUCGCAGGCUUUAUGCGAUGCAAUGUGUGCAAUGGGUGCAGCUUAUGAGCCCAAGUAUCAUCCAGAUCUUGUCACAUUCCCUCGGUCUUUGUCACAGUUUUUCGGGGAUAGGGCCAAAGCCCUCCUGGAACUGGAGAUUGAAAACCCUUCACUGGCAACAAUUCAAGCGCUGGUAAUAUGCAGUAAUUAUGAAGCUUCAGGUACUAGAGAUACUCGCGGCUGGCUGUACAGUGGGAUGGCCAUGCGACUUGCAUUUGACCAAGGUCUCCAUUUGGACGUCACCCCUUACGUGGAAAAGGGUAUCAUCACGGCCGAGGAAUAUAAUAUUCGACGAACAGUUUUCUGGGGCUCGAGUCUCAACGACCAAUUUUGGGGAUACUAUUUGGGACGGUCUGUCCGAAGCCCGGUAGCUGGCGUCUCUGUUCGAAAACCAUGCUGGAAUGACAGGUCUCCUACGUCUCACCAGACACCACGUUGGAGAGCUUAUGGAUGCCCGCAAGUCAAUAUCCAAGGUAUAGCUAACCCAUCUGAGAUGAUAUUCCAGCAGUGGGUCGCUUUAUAUGACUUGAUGUCCCCUGUAACUGAUGUACUUUAUGGCUGUUUGGAAACUUCGAGGACAGCGCUCCAAGAGCUCACCGCUGACACUGUCGCACGGCUGCUUGCUUGGAAAAAUAACCUGCCCAAUGACCUUAACGUUGAUGCGACCAAAGAGUCCUACUACUAUUUGCCCCACGUUCUCACCUUGCAGUAA